This is a messenger RNA of Amoebophrya sp. A25, 2383 nucleotides long. The record is from the annotation of a GenBank genome assembly. NCBI's taxonomy places the organism in Eukaryota, Dinophyceae, Syndiniales, Amoebophryaceae.
AUGAGCCACAUCAAGCAGUUUAUCCUCGAUGAAUGCGAUAAGUGCCUCGAGAAGAUGGACAUGAGACAGGAUGUGCAGAAAAUCUUCGUCCAGUGCCCAAAGAAGAAACAAGGUAUUCGCGAUAUGGCUUGGAAAUUAUCUAGAAUGCUCUUUAGGUUUUAGUUCACUUGCUGUAGAAGUUUAGUCUCACUUCAUCAACGGAUAUGGUAUCCUGUUCUUCGUCCUCUCCGAAAUUUUACUCAAAUACCACCUCCAACCCCAAACCUCUCCUCCACUGCAACAAACUUUCAGUCAUGAUGUUCUCCGCCACGAUGACGAAGGAGAUCCGGGACGUCUGCAAGAAGUUUAUGCAGGAACCGCAUGAGAUUCGAGUUGACGAGGAAUCAAAGCUCACCCUCCACGGUCUGUUGCAGUACUUCGUCAAGCUGGAUGAAUCUAAGAAGAACCGCAAAUUGAACGACUUGCUCGAUGCGUUGCAGUUUAAUCAGGUAUAAGAACAACAGAACAUUUUUAGCUGUCAGUCACAACAUCACAACAUCACUUCUUGUCAGAGAAAACUCUCAAGAACUUACACAAACUCUCGACCACUCUCUACUCGUUACCUCGCUUUGACACACCCUGAACCAUUCACCCUUCUCACAGGUCAUCAUCUUCGUCAAGUCCGUUCAGCGUGCUAUUGCAUUGGACAAGCUGUUGCAGGAAUGCUCCUUCCCGUCCGUCGCUGUCCAUUCCGGUUUGAAGCAGCCCGAGCGUAUCGAACGUUACAAGAUGUUCAAGGAAUUCCAAAAGCGUAUCAUGGUCGCCACCGAUCUCUUCGGUCGUGGCAUCGACAUUGAGAAGUUAAGGCAAGUGAAAAUGUCAUGUAGAACCCCGAAAACUCCAUGUAGAAGUAGCCACAGGAUUUUUUCGUUCCAAAAUUUUGAGAACCAGAAACUCCAUUUACUCUCCCAAAAUUUUGAGAAGCAGCUUGAGACAAAAAACCGCAUCCCCGUAUCCGCCGAAUUCCCCCCUGUCUCUAAUCCUCGUCAACGUCGUGAUUAACUACGAUAUGCCGGCCGAUUCCGACUCCUACUUGCACCGCGUCGGUCGCGCCGGUCGUUUCGGAACCAAGGGCUUGGCCAUCACGUUCUCCGCAUCCGAUGAAGACAAGACGGUCCUGGACGCCGUUCAGAGCCGGUUCGAGGUCGCCAUCAACGAGUGCCCAGAGACCAUCGACCCGACAAGCUACUUGAACGCCUAAACUUCUUUAAGGGAGGUGGUAGUAGAUGGACCUCUUCUUCUGUGUACCAGUCAAGGGCAUGGUAGUAGAUGGACCUCUUCUUCAGUGUACCAGUCAAAGAGCACUAAAAGUGGUUCCUGGAAGCUGCUUGAGGAAAGACGAGCACGGAACAGUGAAGAAGGGGGAACUGGUGGAGGUCGAAAAAGACAGGUGGCUAGGUAGCUGGGGUUUAGAACACGAAGCAGCGAAAGCCGGAGUAGUGCUGUGUCGAGGUGCUGCUGUCUUCUAGAAAGAACGAAGUCGUGCGCAACAAGGAGAAUACUAUUGCUGCGAUUGAGCACUAGGACUGCUGCUUUUUCGACGCGGAGGUAGUUCACUCUUCGUUCUGACUUCUUGACACCACCCUUUCUGACACAGCGCUACGAAGGUCCGAGUCUGCGCGCGCGCGCGUUCGAGCCCUUGAAAAAUAAUGAGAAAUAUGUACUCCGUUGUACUUAUUAUCUUCAUGUAGUAGGGAUUGAAAUUUGGAGCACUUGAAACAUCUUUUAUUGUAGUAUCACUCAGAGAAUUUAUGUCAUAAAUCUGUAUUUGUUUAAAGAAGCACAUCUGACUACGCAGCCUUGAUUUACGAAUCUAUAAUGUACCAAGUGUUUGUGAUCACGACUCUAUGGGUAUUUUUUGUCGCUUCUAAUACUUCUGAAUAAUAAUGAAAUAAUUGAUUUUUCGAGAUGAUGUGUACCAGACGAGGAAAUCGUGGUCAAGAAGAUUUCCUCGUCUCAAAAAGCUGAUUAUAUGACUCUGACCUAUGAAUUUGAAUUUGUGUUAGUUGUAUCAAGAAAUCAUUAUACGCGCUUCGACUCCCACCUAAUUGACUGUGCAUGUCUGCUAGGAAGGAGGACACCACGCACAAUCAUCUGGGACAAUUAAACGAAACCUAUUGUCAUGGUGUUUUCAGCUUGGUGUGGCUCUCCGAUGCCGCAUGCGGACCCUUUGAUCUAGAGACGCGCUAUCAGUAGUACAAUCUCCUAGAGAAGAGAGGUUUCAUGUCACACCACGCCCUAAAUCUCUUAAGAUCUUCUAAAUCGUGUUGAAGUUGAACGAAGAAGAAAGUGCGCAUUUGAUGAGGAAGGUGCUCACGCGCUCUCUCUCUCGAACGGCAUUGAC